CUUUGCUUUCAACUCUCUCCUUCACUGUCUUGUUUCCAAGGAACAAAAGCUUUCUGUGUUUGUUUUUUUUUUCACUUGUUCUAUACCAAGAACAUGGGACGGUCUCCAUGUUUCGAUAAGGUGGGGCUGAAGAAAGGGCCAUGGACUCCCGAAGAAGAUCAAAAGCUCUUGGCUUUCAUCGAACAACAUGGCCAUGGAAGCUGGCGCGCUUUGCCUGCAAAAGCUGGGCUUCAAAGAUGUGGCAAGAGUUGCAGACUGAGGUGGAUUAACUACUUGAGACCCGAUAUCAAAAGAGGAAUGUUCAGUCUACGAGAAGAACAGACCAUCAUUCAACUCCAUGCCCUUCUCGGAAACAAGUGGUCGGCUAUUGCAACUCAUUUACCAAAAAGAACAGACAAUGAAAUCAAGAACUACUGGAACACACAUCUGAAGAAAAGAUUGAGCAAGAUGGGGAUCGAUCCGGUCACCCACAAGCCUAAAACCGAUCCUCUCGGGUCCACAACCGGUAACGCCAAGGAUGCAGCUAACCUCAGCCAUAUGGCUCAAUGGGAGAGUGCUAGGUUAGAAGCCGAAGCUAGGUUUGUUCGAGAGUCGAAACUCGUUUCGAAUCCUCCCCAAAAUCUACAGAUAGCCGUUGGCUCGUCCUCUUCCUCUUCUUCUUCCACCUCGGUUCCAAGCCUCAUUAACACUGCUUUUUUGGCUCCGCCAAAAACUAGGCCACAAUGCCUUGAAGUGCUCAAAGCUUGGCAAGGCGAAGUCACCGGAUUGUUUACUUUCAAAACCGACAACCUCCAGUCUCCGACAUCAACAUUGAACUCCAUGGAAAGCAUGUUACCUAACGGAUUAAUCAACGACAACUUCGUUACGAACUUUCCGGUUCCUUACAAAGGUGGGGUUGAAUACUGUAGUGGAAGUGAUGGGAAAAAUAAGGAAACAUUAUUAGACACCACCAUGGGAUUGAAUGAAAUGGUUGCAUGGUCUCAUCAAGAUCCUCACAAGAAAGAAAACAUGAAUAUGGAAGGUAAUAAUUAUUCGGAUAUAAUGGUUUGGGAUUCUUGCAAUGAUCAUCAGCAGAAUUCGUCAAUAGCGGCGCCCUGUGAAAACUUGAAGGAAACAAACUAUGAUGGUGAUUAUAGCAGUAGUAGUUUUGAGGAGUACAAGAAUUACUGGAAUAGUAUCCUUAAUUUAGAAAGCUAA
Molecule: messenger RNA, 1197 nt
Organism: Hibiscus syriacus
Lineage: Eukaryota; Viridiplantae; Streptophyta; Magnoliopsida; Malvales; Malvaceae
Product: transcription factor MYB106-like
Exons: 3
Coding region: 94-1197 (367 amino acids)
Source: RefSeq, a predicted model, not a curated record